CGCACCCAUCCACCUCCAAAGUCCAAAAGCGGAACCCACGCCUGCCGCAACGGCGAAACCGUCGGAACCCUAGAUCUCUCUCGCCCGCGCUCCGAAACCCCAGAUCCGCCAUGCACCAGCCUAGAGCUCGCUACCCACCCGGCUAUGGCUCCGGCGGUGGAGGCGGAGCCGGACGUGGCGGUGGAGGCGGAAAUGGAGGAGGUGGCGGAAACCACAACUACUACGGCCGAAACCCGCAGCAACACCACUACCACCAGCAGCAGCAGUCGCAGCACUCUCAUAGGAACUCUUCGUACCAGCAACAGUGGCUGCGGCGAGACCAGGCCCCCGCCGUUGCGGGGGCAGCGUCCGGAAACGCUGUGGCCAAGACGGCGUCUCAGCUUGACGCCGUAGGCUCGAGCUCCCAAGACUGGAAGGCUCAACUAAAUAUACCAGCUCCAGAUACACGCUACAGGACAGAGGAUGUCACUGCAACAAAAGGCAAUGAGUUUGAAGAUUAUUUCUUGAAACGUGAACUGCUUAUGGGAAUCUACGAAAAGGGAUUUGAAAGACCAUCUCCUAUUCAAGAAGAAAGCAUUCCUAUUGCGCUGACUGGAAGUGAUAUUCUUGCAAGGGCAAAAAAUGGCACUGGAAAGACUGCUGCCUUUUGCAUUCCGGCACUUGAAAAAAUUGAUCCUGAAAAAAAUGCUAUUCAAGUUGUUAUACUAGUACCAACAAGGGAACUGGCUCUGCAAACUUCGCAAGUCUGUAAAGAGCUCGGGAAGUACCUUAACAUUCAAGUUAUGGUUAGCACUGGAGGAACUAGCUUGAAGGAUGACAUCAUGCGUUUAUACCAACCUGUUCAUUUACUUGUUGGGACUCCUGGCCGAAUACUUGAUCUUACCAGGAAGGGCAUUUGUGUGUUGAAAGACUGUUCAAUGCUUGUCAUGGAUGAGGCAGACAAGCUAUUAGCUCCAGAGUUCCAGCCUUCUGUGGAGGCACUUAUUCAUUUCCUUCCACCUAGUCGGCAGCUGUUGAUGUUUUCAGCAACCUUUCCUGUAACUGUCAAGGAAUUCAAAGAUAAAUAUCUGCCUAGACCUUAUGUGAUUAAUCUAAUGGAUGAACUGACCCUGAAAGGAAUCACACAAUAUUAUGCUUUUGUCGAAGAAAGGCAAAAAGUUCAUUGCCUGAAUACACUUUUCUCAAAGCUUCAAAUUAAUCAAUCCAUUAUAUUCUGCAACUCUGUUAAUAGAGUUGAGCUACUGGCUAAGAAAAUAACUGAACUCGGUUAUUCAUGCUUCUACAUUCAUGCUAAGAUGUUGCAAGACCACAGAAACCGAGUGUUUCAUGAUUUUCGUAAUGGUGCUUGCAGAAACCUUGUGUGCACAGAUCUGUUUACCAGAGGAAUUGAUAUCCAGGCUGUUAAUGUGGUCAUUAAUUUUGACUUCCCUAAGACAUCUGAGACAUACUUACACAGGGUUGGCCGUUCUGGGAGAUAUGGACACCUUGGUUUGGCAGUGAACUUGAUCACUUAUGAAGACCGUUUCAACUUAUAUAGGAUUGAGCAAGAACUUGGAACGGAAAUUAAGACAAUACCCCCACAGAUUGACCUGUCCAUAUACUGCCAAUGAUAUGUGACAGUUUCAAUGAGCAUCGGACACAUUUUAUUUAUUUUGAGAACAUCUGUACAUAGCAACCCAUCAAGUGAGUUCUCCAACUAAGGCGCAACUAUUUCAGAAGCUACCUAAAUGGCUACAUUCCUUUGUCGUCACACAUCAAUUUCUCCCCCAUUCUCGUCGGGUUUUGUUUUAAUGCCUUGAUGUCGUUUGUAAGCUUACUUGGAUUAGUAGAGGAAGUGUUUCCUGUAGGCUCUGAUCUGGUACUAACCUGUUUAGCUGAGGACAUGCACAUUGGGUGGGCUGCUUGGGGCCCAAAACUAUGAUGAGAUGAGACAUUAUCUUACCUCGCUUGACAUUUUCAAUUUACCUGUUUGCC
Zea mays is the source of this 1974-nucleotide messenger RNA. RefSeq names its product putative DEAD-box ATP-dependent RNA helicase family protein. Bases 111 to 1610 code for a protein of 499 amino acids. The record is from RefSeq and is marked provisional. The transcript is spliced from 9 exons. Lineage: Eukaryota; Viridiplantae; Streptophyta; Magnoliopsida; Poales; Poaceae. Gene Ontology annotation, molecular function: ATP binding; nucleic acid binding; RNA helicase activity.